AUGGCAACAGUAAAACAAAAUGCCAGUGCUCAGAGCAGCCCGAUCUUGGGAUCUAACUCGGAAUUUGAAGCCCAGACAGGCGGCCACCGCCUCUUUGAGGAUAAAAUCAAAGUCUCGGUGGUUGCACUAAUUGUUUAUCUUUUUUUGUGGACAGGAAGAACAUCAGUUGUUUUGUCAUCUGUCUCCUUACAGAUUCUUUUCUAUUUAAAUGGAGUUUAUUAUAUAUUUUAUUUCUUGGCAACCCUAUUGAUGAUUAUUUACAAAAGCCAAGUUUUCACUUAUCCAAAUAAUUUAUUGGCACUUGAUCUUCUAUUGCUGUUCAUUAUGGCCAUUUUAGAAUCAGUCCGACUAUACUUUGGUACUAAAGGGAACCUGACAGAAGAAGAAGCUCCCCUGGGGGCCAGUCUUGUUAUCUCUGUUGGUAGUGUAAUUCUGUCUGUCUAUUUUUUGGUGUGGCAGACUUACGUUCUGAGAGCAGAUGUCAUUAUUAAUGCAGUGCUGCUUGCUACAUAUGGGCUGGAAGGAAUUCUGCAGAUUAUAGCUAUUGCUGCAUUUGUCAGCUAAAUCACAUAUUGCUGUCUGUGGUCCAUUUACUGUCUUCAGAAAGAAGCAGCCUACAUCUUUAAACCGUAUUCUUGUAAAAUACACAACAAAGUUUCAUGAGCACCUUGUGAGCUACCAUGUCACGCUUAGAGUAACUUAUUUAGUAGUCAAAUAUGUUUGCAUUUUCAUUGGAUUCUGGUGUUAAGUUGGUAGGUAGAACACAGUGUUUGUAUGCAAAUCAGUGCUGAUUUACAAUUUAUGUGGCAGACAGGUUUGCUGUUUGUUCAUCACAUGUCUUCUAGUGAAUACCAUUACGUUGUAUGUGCACAGAGUCAUGUAGUGGGCAAAUGCCAGGAAUCCAUGAUACUUCAUGGCAUCUUAGCAUAUGUCUGUCACAUUAUUAUACAUGGGUGUCCCCUUAAAAUAACAGGUGAGAAGAACACAGUGGACAGGCAGCAUAAAUUGUUAAUCAGAAUAAAUGUAACCCAGGGCCAUGACCUAGAGUUUUGCAGCUACUGAAAGUGAUUCCCAUAUCCCAUAUCCAUAUUCCCGUACAGUGGGAAAAAGUCAUACAUUACUUACAUUCAGUGUAUAAAUUUUAAAAGAAGGUAACCUUGUUUUUUGAUGACUUGGAAAACAGGAUGUUUCAUCCCUGAAUGUAUUUACUAAUAAGGCUGGUUUGCUAGUAUAUUUUACUUAAAGGAAUAAUUGAUGUAGCAUAAGUCUUGUUGAUUUCAGUGGAACCCAGUAAGGCUGGUGGAACCCAAUCAUAUGGAUAUUUGUUCAAAAAUAAGUCUCACGAAAUCAACAACAUUGAUCAACAAUGCAAUCCAAAACAGACUUAAUAUCCGUCUAAGCCUGUAGGGCUGUGACUUAAGGACUCUUUCAUGGGAGGAAGAAAGACCGAAUUAAACAGGACUUCACUUCUGAAGACCUGGUUAGGAUUGUGCCCUAAGGAUGCUUGGGUUGCAGCUGUAGCCUUUCAGUAAGGAUUCUUUAAUUCCUAACUCAGUGUUCUCAUAUGAUUAAUUUCCAGUGAAAGUCAGAAUUACAGAAUUAUUAAGGAAUAGAUUCAUAUUAUUAGCAGAGUAUAUUAUGGCACACUUCCAGACUUGGAUGGAUGAAGAUUAUUCCUUUGUACAUGAGUUAUAGAAUGUGGUUAAUUAUUAUGUGUUAGUUGAUAACUUUGAUCAUUUAUCCCUAUAUGAAAUUGUAGUGUUUUUAGUUUUGCCUUUAAAAUGUAAUAUCACCUGAUGCAAGAACAGAACCCUGGUUUUUUUUCUAUUUUAAAGCAAUUAAGAAAAGACUACAGGACUAAUUCAGGUCCAAUAUGAACCUGAAAGGGUUUGAAACUAGCUGUUCUGGGAACUGCAGUUUUGAAUAUUGUUUUCUCAUUCCAUUUGUUUAAGUAUCACUUUUGUGUGUAUAUAUAUCUUUUCUACCGCUUUGUUUUUGUUCUGUAAGACCUUUUAGAAUUGUGUUUUUGUUGCACAGAUAUUAUGCCGGUUACUAUAUUUUAUUAAACGGGAUUUUUUUAAAAAAA
Messenger RNA from Heteronotia binoei (common prickly gecko), 2086 nucleotides. It is a transcript of the gene TMEM80, whose product is annotated as transmembrane protein 80. NCBI's taxonomy places the organism in Eukaryota, Metazoa, Chordata, Lepidosauria, Squamata, Gekkonidae. The coding region runs from base 1 to 564 and encodes 187 amino acids. Gene Ontology annotation, biological process: non-motile cilium assembly. Gene Ontology annotation, cellular component: ciliary transition zone. The record is from RefSeq and is a predicted model, not a curated record. The transcript is spliced from 6 exons.